UUGUGUCGCGAUAGGUUUCCUUCCUUCUUCGGGAGCUGUCGGCCUCUUCCGGUUACAUGACACAAAAAGAGACAAGGAAAAUACAUUUCUCGGCGAGAACAGCAGAAACUUGAGCCCCGCGGAGUUCAUUGUUGAUGAGGAUUAAUUCCGAGGCGACGCUAUUAAAAGCCAAGGAGAAGCCAUUGCGGCGGGACGACGCAGCGAGAGAGCCUGGAGAUCAGGACUUUAUUGUUCUUCGCCGCUCGCUCCCUCCAGCUGAGCUAUUUCUGUAUUUGCCCUGCGCUACGUAGCCGAGCGGGCUAGCGUCGGCCAGCGCUGGAUGCCAACGCGGUGUGUUUUUCCCCAGCUCUCAGUUGAGCAACAGCGAGCGGCUCUGACGGUGAAAACAGCGCGGCUAAUCCGUUCGGUUCGCAGCUGGACCUCGGUGUUCCUCGGCUAGGUCGGACGACUGCUCAGGUUGGGGCGAGAAUGGCAACGUCGGCUCUGUACGCCUGCACGAAGUGUAACCAGCGGUACCCCUUCGAGGAGCUGUCGCAGGGCCAGCAGCUUUGCAAGGAGUGUCGUAUUGCACACCCAAUAGUGAAGUGUACAUACUGCAGAUCUGAGUUUCAGCAGGAGAGUAAAACAAAUACAAUUUGCAAGAAAUGUGCCCAGAACGUCAAACAGUUCGGAACGCCCAAACCCUGCCAGUAUUGUAACAUAAUUGCAGCUUUCAUCGGGACAAAAUGCCAGCGGUGUACUAACUCGGAGAAGAAAUAUGGACCCCCACAGACCUGCGAACAGUGCAAGCAGCAGUGCGCUUUCGACCGCAAGGAGGAAGGCAGAAGAAAGGUGGACGGCAAGCUGCUGUGCUGGCUCUGCACGCUGUCCUACCGCCGCGUCCUGCAGAAGACUAAAGAACAGAGGAAGGGCUUCGGCUCCUCCAACUCCUCAUCCCUGAACGAGAAAGACCACCACUCCAGAUCGCAUCACCACCAUCAUCACCACCACCACCAGCACCACCAGCACAGACACAGCAGCUCCCACCACAAACUGAGUGGGAGCUUGAGUCCUGAACAGGAGCCGGGACUGUGGAAACAGAGCCAUAAAUCGUCUUCAAUCCAGAAGGAGACUCCAAAGAAGAAACCAAAACUGGAGCUGAAGCCAUCCAACGGGGACAGUAGUUCAAUCACCCAGUCCAUGGACUCUGGUGGAACAGACAACUUCAUUCUCAUCAGCCAGCUGAAAGAGGAAGUUAUGUCGCUAAAGAGGCUUCUUCAGCAGAGGGAUCAGACCAUCCUGGAGAAGGAUCGAAAGCUCACAGAGCUUAAAGCAGACUUUCAGUACCAGGAGUCAAAUAUGAGAGUUAAGAUGAACCAAAUGGAGAAAUCACACAAAGAGGCCAUGGAGCAGCAGCAGUCCAAGAACAGGGAGCUGAUGAAACAAGUGGCCGCCCUCUCGAAGGGCAAAAAGUUUGACCGGACAGGAAGCUCACUGCUGUUGCCCUAACAAUAGGCCGGUCUGCGGCUAACGACAAAGAGCGGCUUCAUUCUCGCAACACUGUGAGAGUCUCCCUCCUGUGUUUCCUCAUUGCCAUCUACUUUGAUUGCUUCCUGCGAUGCCGAAGCCAGAAGCCAUGCUGUAAAAGGAAACCAGCUGUUGCAUUCAAGAAACCAUUCUCUAAAAAGCAGCGUAUUUUAGGUGUGUCGUGGCAACAAUUGCCUCGAGGGCUUCGACUUUAGAUGCCGUGGAGGAUGAAGCCCUUGUUUCUAACACUGCCGGGCCAAAACAAAACAAGCUUGGUGUGCUAAUGUGGAGAGCAUUCUGGUGACUCUUGAUUUUAUAGAUGUCAUGCAUUUAUUUAUUCAGCUGUAUUUCUUAGCGGGUUUUUUUUGUUGUUGUUUUGUUUUUCCUCAGCAUACUGGGACAAUAGCCCACAUUCUGGGGGUUUCUUCAAUAGCAAUCAUCAGUUAUAUUUUUCUAAGUGGAUGCAAGAUGAGCUCUCAUUAACAGAAAUUAUGUGAAACUUUACAAUGUAUGCAAAUGCCGACUGGGUGACCGUCAAACAGCAGAGAACUCCCUGGACUGUCUAAGAAAAACAACCAGUGAGCGCUCUGAAUGGCUGUCUGAGGCCUUUUGGUCUCCCAUUUUCUCACUGUGUGACAGCUGUAGUGCUUUACUGGUCCUCUGUACUGGAACAGUUGUAACACUGCAUGAUUUUACUGCCAGAGACCAGAAUGAUGUUGUGGUGAGACUUCUUUCUCCUCUUUAUUUUUAAUUACUUUUUUUUUUUAAGGAUAACUUUUAAAUGUAUUUCUGGGCUCAGCCAUUGUAUUUAAACCAUUGCUUCUAUCUGUUUUAGUGAGUACAUUAUGUGUAUAGUAUGGCCAGUUGAAAUACACUUGUCUGUAGAAAAUGCUUUUUAAAGGAACACACCUAUCACCCUACAUUACUGGGUUGGUUUCAUACUGUGGCGUUCAGGAUCACUUUUGUACUUUUUUCAAACUCAAGUGUUUGAAACUAUUAAACUGGCUAAACUGUU
Molecule: messenger RNA, 2521 nt
Organism: Poecilia latipinna (sailfin molly)
Lineage: Eukaryota; Metazoa; Chordata; Actinopteri; Cyprinodontiformes; Poeciliidae
Gene: fam76b
Product: family with sequence similarity 76 member B
Exons: 10
Coding region: 469-1488 (339 amino acids)
Cellular component (GO): nuclear speck
Source: RefSeq, a predicted model, not a curated record